UCCUUUCCGUAGUGUGGAGACGGCAAGUGAGCACAGUCCUCCAAGGGGGGACUGACCAGGGUCCUACGUAGCUGUAACAUUACCUCUCGGCUCUAAUUUGAAUUCCACGAUUGAUGAGGGCAAAUACAGCGUACGCCUGCUUAACCACAGGGUCAACCUGCGCAGCUGCUUUCAGCGCCCUGUGAUGGGUAACAAACGGGGGCUCUGUGGAGAGAAUGGGAGUCCUGGAUGAUAUUCGUCUCUCUCCGAUCACUUCCGACCGAGACAAGAAACCUUUGGGGACAAGUUGAACAGAAACCGGUGCCGAUAUCGUCUAAAUGUCCAUGAGAUGCAUUCACACGUUGAAUCGAGGAUAACCCCGAAUUAACUUCUGGUCCUCGGCCAGACCAACUGUCGCAAGCGUGGUUACACAUUCAACAAGAAUCUCUCUGUACCCGAAAGCAAAUUCUGCCAACUGUUGACCAGCAGGAUAGAGUUUCGCCCCUCCCUGAUCUCUUCCGAACGAGACCAGCUGAGACUUGUGGAACAAUAUGAGGAGAUGAACAGGACCCGGAGCCAAUAUCGACUAAAAUCCCUUGAGUUGUAUUCGGCCCUUGAAUCCAGAACAAUCGCAAAUUCACUUCGGGACUUCUGCCAGACCACCAGUCUCAGAAAUAUGUGCGUCCUCAACCACAUUGGUCUAUCCCCGAAAGCAAAUUAUUCUUUCAACGUUGACCAGCAGGAAAGCUACCUGAGCUCAGAGACGCAGAGAAUACUCGGCAGGAUGGACCGGAACGAGAGUCACAUGAAUGUGAAGUUGGGAAAAACGGACGCACGGUCCCCUUCCCGAGCUGAACCUGAUGUAUCGUACGCUGAACUGAAUUUCAAGACCCGCUCUGCGCCCCGGGUGCGGAAAGAUCGAGGCGAUCUGAACUCCACCUACUCUGAUUUGAACGUUCGGAAAAAGGAAAUCCGCAUCGAUCAGCGUGAAGACCCUCCCAUUGCCUCGGCACCUGGCGGGUUGUCAACCACUGCACAAACAGCGGCGCAAGAACAGGAGUCGAAAAUGAAGAUCGGAAAUAGACCGUACGUUCUGAUCUGCCUACUCUGCCUAGUUACGUCCGCCCUCAUGGUGGUGGUGGUGGGUCUCUCAAUCCAUGUGUCACAGAUUCGUCAGUCUUACGAAACAUGUCACCGAAAAUCUAAUCUGUCCGAUCUUAAACGAAUGAACAACGAUCUCCGUCUCCAGUUCACUGAGAUGGAAACGAAAUACAGAUCUGUCAAAGAAGCCAAAGCUCAAAUCUGUGAAUUGCUGAUCAGCAGAAGAGGUGAUGCAUCAUCCCCCUCUUUCACCUGCUCCUCAUCACACGAGCAAACGUGUUUCAAGGACUGGGUCACAAAUAAAGACCAGUGUUAUUACGUAUCCACGUUUGAUACAUCUUUCCAAAAAGCGGAACAAGAGUGUUCAAACCUUCAUUCAAGGCUGCUGGAAAUCAAUUCAAGUGAUGAAGCGGUAUGUGUCACAGCUCGAGAAGAUCACACAGUAACACAGGAAUCAUCGCAAACUCCCGGGGUCAGAAACAGAGUGAUUCUCCCUCCACACCGUCCCAUCACAAAAUCCCCGGGUCAGACAAGGAGUUAAGCUCCCUCUUCACCGUCCCAUCACACACUCCCGGGGUCAGAUACAAAGUGGAUCUCCCUCCACACUUUCCCAUCACACACUCCCGGGGUCAGACAAAGAGUGAAUCUCCCUCCACACCGUCCCAUCACAAAAUCCCCGGGUCAGACAAAGAGUUAACCUCCCUCCUCACCGUCCCAUCACACACUCCCGGGGUCAGACACAAAGUGAAUCUGCCUCCACACUUUUCCAUCACACACUCCCUGGGUCAGACAAAGAGAUAAUCUCGCUCCACACCAUCACAUCAUCCACUCCCGGGAUCAGACACAGAGUGAUUCACCCUACAAACCGUCCCAUCACACAUUCCCGGUGUCAGCUGAGAGAAGUACAUAUUUUUCGAUUCUAGGCAUUAAUCAAGUUAAUUUAACUUCCCAGCGCUUUGUAUCCCACAAUCUUCUGGACAGCAAACUUGCUUACUGGAUUGGAAAAUGCGAAAACGGGUGAGAUUAUCACUUAUCUGUGGGGUGAAGAUUGGUUAUUGACAUAGUCCUGAAUGGAGAAAAUGGGAUUACGGUCUGAAGUAGUUUCGUGGGAAAGGGGAACGGCAUUGUGAUUUGUCUGUAGACUGUCCGAGUUUUUCGGGAGCGUGCUGUACAAUGGGAACAUUUUCGGGCCGACACGUGUCUGUCGGGGUGGACACUGCAGUGGGAAUAUUUCGGAAACUGACAGAGUGCAGUGGUGAGAGAUCAGUGACAGAGAUUAUUUUCGUGCUGACGCAUGUGGGUGAGGUAAGCGACGUGCAGUGGGAUUGUCGCCUGGCUGUGAGCAAAGGGAGCAACAGUGGGAUGAGUUUGGUGAAUAACAUGUAUCUGAGUGGCGAGAGUAGUUUGGAUUAGUUUGGAGACAGAUACAGGGCGGUGGUACACAGUGGGUUAACGGAAUUAGUUUGCGAAAUGAGGCAAGGUUGUGGGGGAGAGGGUGCCAGUGGUAUAAGUCUGGAGGGGGACCAGAGGGUAUGGGGAUAGCGCGGUGUCGUGGGAUAUGUCAGGAGACAGACUCGAAGCUCUGGGUAGAGGUCUGAGUGUGGAACAGUGGGAUUCAUUUCGGGACAGACAUAGGUCUGUGGGGAGACGGUGGAACCGUGGGGUUUGUUCGGGGACUGAGACAGAUCAGAGGGGAGAGUGUGGAACAGUGAGAUUCAUUUCGGACAGACAUAGGUCUGUGGGGAGACGGUGGGACAGUGGUGUUUGUUCAGUGACUGAGACAGAUCAGAGGGGAGAGGGUGGAACAGUGGGAUUCAUUUCGGACAGACAUAGGUCUUUGGGGAGACGGUGGGACAGUGGGGUUUGUUCAGUGACUGAGACAGAUCAGAGGGGAGAGGGUGGAACAGUGGGAUUCAUUUCGGACAGACAUAGGUCUGUGGGGAGACGGUGGGACAGUGGUGUUUGUUCAGUGACUGAGACAGAUCAGAGGGGAGAGGGUGGAACAGUGGGAUUCAUUUCGGACAGUCAUAGGUCUGUGGGGAGACGGUGGGACAGUGGGGUUUGUUCGGGGACUGAAAGGGGACUGUUAUGAGAAAGCGGUUCGGUGGGAUUAGUUUGGGGGAUACGGGGCUGUGGGGAAACAUUGGGUCAGUACGAUUAGUUAGGGAACUGACAGGGUUGUGGGGAGACAUUGGGAACGUGGUAUUUUUCUGGAUACCGGCACGGAGACGUGGGGGAGAGUGGUUGUGUGGUAUGUUUGGGGACUCACACAGGCAAUUAGGAGAGAUCGAAUUCAUGGGAUUAGCUUGAGGACGGACUCCGCUCGGGUCCUCUACUGAAGCUGUUUUGUUUGUUGAAAUUGUUUAACUCUCCUGGAUAGGAAUGUGGGCCAGAGUCUCCUGUACAAGAACUCUGGAAAGCCCGUCUGCAGUCAGUGUGGAAGUGGUAACCUUUGUGCUGUUCCUGAUCGGCGGUUCAUCUGCGAGAAGUCGGCACCUUUGUUCCCGGAUGUUCCUGAAAAGAUCCAGGGUCUUUGCCAACAGCCAGUGGAGUCGACAUGAAUCAAGUGACUGCCCCCAUUUUCUCCUCCUUCUCACUCACUCCUAAAUCCUUUCAAAUUCCCUCCCCACAUGCUCUGCCCCUCCCUCCUACAUCUCCUCUUGUUGCAACCAUAUUCUCCCCACCAGACACCGACAAAUCCCUUUUGCCGUCUAUCCCCUUCUCUCUCGCCAUUCCCCCGUCCCGCUCUUCCGCGCUCCCUCUACCUUUCUCUCUACCCCCUCGCCUCCCCUUAUUUCCUCAAACUUUCUCCGCCCACUCUUUCUCUUCUCCCUCUGCACACCUCUUACAUCCCUCUCUCCUUCGCUCCCCCAGACACUCUCUCUCUACCCUCCCCGUUCUCUCUGAACCCUCCGUCUCCCUGAUCUCUCUCUCCCUCUCUCUUUCUGCUUUCAAUUCACUCUCACCUCAAUCCUGUCCCGUCUGGUGCUCGAUAACCCAACCCUGGGUGAAAGUCUGUCCGCAUUCCCUCUGUCUGUGCCCCUCUUGUACCACGGCAACGUGACCUCCCGACUCCUGUACUCAGUGUGACUGGUGAAGACCAGCGGGCCAAGUGUCCUGUCCACUCUUAUCGGAUGUUUUCCUCAGGAAUCGCUAUUUCAUUUAUUAUCUGAAACUUAUAACGCCUGGAAUUUGUUCUUUUGAAGGAUCAGUACGGCGCAAAGAUGCACAAUAAAUGUAAACUGCAAAUAUUAAUAAACACCGCAAAUAUGUCGAGU
Molecule: messenger RNA, 4358 nt
Organism: Hypanus sabinus (Atlantic stingray)
Lineage: Eukaryota; Metazoa; Chordata; Chondrichthyes; Myliobatiformes; Dasyatidae
Product: oxidized low-density lipoprotein receptor 1-like
Exons: 9
Coding region: 539-1621 (360 amino acids)
Source: RefSeq, a predicted model, not a curated record